Syngnathoides biaculeatus (alligator pipefish) is the source of this 2241-nucleotide messenger RNA. Its product is annotated as RNA-binding protein 4.1-like. Gene Ontology annotation, molecular function: zinc ion binding; mRNA binding. Lineage: Eukaryota; Metazoa; Chordata; Actinopteri; Syngnathiformes; Syngnathidae. Gene Ontology annotation, cellular component: cytosol. The coding region runs from base 366 to 1562 and encodes 398 amino acids. The record is from RefSeq and is a predicted model, not a curated record. The transcript has 3 exons.
ACGCGGAAGGUUACAGUCUCACUCGGCCGGAAGUAGCAUUCAUCUGGUUUGGUAUACAAGCGUUAUUUUCCCCCAAAGAAACCGAAUUGGCCGGUGAAACAUUCGUUUUUGCGUGAUACUAAGCAUUUUAAUGUCACCCUUCAUUCCGGUCCACAGUUUGUGACGCUAAGGCACCGCACAGCCUGUGUGCCGACCGGCCUAUAAAGAAGGAGAACAGUCACGAGCGUAAAGUAGUCCCAGUCCAGCCUUCGGUGUUAGCCUUAGCAUUAGUAGCGGUCGCCAUUUUCCCUUCUGACGCCCAGAGACGGUCGGCGCAUUUUCAAAAGGAUUGAAGCGUAAAAAAAAAACCUCGCAAAGAAAUCACAAUGGUCAAAAUAUUCGUGGGGAACCUGUCGCCCGAGACCACAUCAGACGAGCUACGCUCGCUCUUUUCCCAGUAUGGCAAGAUUGCCGAGUGCUCCAUCCUGAAGAGUUUCGGCUUCGUGCACAUGGACAGCAAGGCGGAGGCGGAGGAGGCCAUCCGCAACCUCCACCAGUAUCAGCUGAACGGCCAGGCCAUGAACGUGGAGCUGAGCCGCGGCAAGACGAGAGGCUCCACCAAGCUCCACGUGGGCAACAUCGCCUGCACCAACCAGGAGCUGCGCGCCAAGUUCGAAGAGUACGGCGUGGUGGUGGAGUGCGACAUAGUUAAAAACUACGCCUUUGUUCACAUGGAACGCAUGGAGGACGCCAUGGAGGCCAUUAAUCAGUUAGACAACACUGCUUUUAAAGGCAAACUGAUGAGCGUGAAGCUUUCGACUAGCCGCCUCCGUACUGCGCCGGGAAUGGGAGACCGAUCGGGUUGUUAUCGUUGCGGGCAGGAAGGCCACUGGUCCAAAGAAUGCCCGCUAGAUCAAAACGGCUACCACAGAAACGGCUCAGAGCCAAACUCUGAUGGAUUCGAUGCCUCGAGAUUUGACGGGCGUGCUCAGAACCGGGCUUUUCAACCGGGCUUCAGCGGCGCGGAAGGGGAAUUUGGCGCCGGCUACGUUCCUGCGCCGGGCGUUUCCCGCGGCGCCGGUCACAGCAGCAACGUGGCGGCGUACAGACCGGGUCCGGGCUUCGAGAAUGCAGCGAGAUUCGGGCCGCAUCCAGGUUACGCCGUGUCCGGCGCCGGGGCAGCAUACCAGGGCGACGGCUCGUUCUAUGGCGCGGUACCAGGGUUCCCGGUGCGGCGGUCGCCUUACGAGGAGCGAGAUCCGUACGGAGUGGUGGACUACUACGGGAAGUACAGGGCCAAUAUGUACGGCGCCGGGUUUUACGAGGAACAGCGCGCCGUGCCUACGCCUGCUCCGACAGCGUCGACCACUACGCCUGUUAUGAGGGAACGCGCGGCGUCGUCUAGCACCGACACGUUUCAGUGCCCUCAGGUCCCUGCUGCGCCCGCGACGGCACCGGUGGCCCCAUUCCACACACGUGACCGGAGUCCGAUUCGCCGAGUCCCCGCCGAGGGCGAAGGAUACACGUUUCCGGGUACGCAGAUCCCCACGGUGGCCAAUACUACCAAUAAGUACUACCUCUAAAGUAUCCGCGGGAUCCCGGCGACGUUUCUCACACGGCCGACACGACAGCUGACGUCGUGGCCGAGCGUAACCAUUUAGCAAGUCGCCGGUAAGAAUUAGCGAAUGGGGGGGAAAUCCAGUUGGUCAUAUGUCAAAUGAAAAAUAUCCACAUCCCAUUCAACAAGUGUCCCAAGUUUGAGAUCCACAAAGUUGGUGCGGCGACGUUCGCGCGCACACCACUCCAUUUGAAAGUAGCAACAUUGGUUCCAGUCAAUGUAAUAUAAAUUAGUGCAUGCCGAAUGUAUUUUUCUCCUGACCCCUGACCCUUACCCCCCCCCCCCCCCUUUGGACAAGUAAUGAUUUUUUUUUUUUUUUUUUUUUUUUUUGCUUUUUAGUGUAGUUGAGACUAACAGUGUAGUGACGUUUGAGGCAAUGGUGUAACAUGUAAAUAGUCUGCUUAAAUUUCCUACAAUUUGCUUUAGAUGUCGCAUUUAAAUGGGCCCAACUGUUCUAGUGCGAUUGCCUCCAUUUCUUUUCCCUGUGCAGUUGAUUAGGAAUGUCUUUGGGUUACAGUUUAAAAUUUGUGAGAUAGCUGUAAAUUCUCUUUCCCACCCCAUCCCAAUUAUUCCCUGGAAGUUUUGAUUUCAUAUUGACCUUUUUGAUGUCUUUGUUGCCUCUAAAAAUAAAUGUUUGAAUGCAA